Messenger RNA from Cherax quadricarinatus, 1131 nucleotides. NCBI's taxonomy places the organism in Eukaryota, Metazoa, Arthropoda, Malacostraca, Decapoda, Parastacidae. The record is from RefSeq and is a predicted model, not a curated record.
CGAGGUUUUCGGCACUUCAUAAGAUAAAGGCAGAUUCCUUGUCUACUCUGAUUAGCGCAGCAUUAAUAGCCACGGCAUCACUUCCACAAGGGACGGCAUCACCUUCACCAGCCAGGACAUCACCACCAAGAGCCACGGUAUCACUUCCACCAUUGUAAUAACCAUGCCGGUCGACCUGUACUACAUACUGCGCUCCGGGCCCUGCCGAGCUUCCAUGCUGACGGCCAAGGCUGUGGGACUGGAGCUCAACCUCAAGCGCCUUGAUCUGUCUGCAAAGGAGCAAUUGAAGCCGGAGUUUUUAGCUAUCAACCCUCACCACACUGUUCCUACCCUGGUCGACGGAGAUUUUGUUCUUUGGGAAAGUCGUGCCAUCUGCACCUACCUGGCCUCCAAGUAUGGUAAGGACGACUCCCUGUACCCGAGAGACCUCCAGACGAGAGCCCAGGUUGAUAGGCUCCUCUACUUCGAUAUGGAAAAAUUUUUCCAACGCUUUGCUGAAUAUGCGUUUCCAGUCUUGUUCUGGUCACAAAAGGAGUUCGACCCUGCCAAGCUAGAGAGGCUACACGAGGCACUGGGCUGGUUCAACGAUAUGCUGGAUGGCCACAACUGGGCUGUGGGUAACACACUCACUGUCGCCGACCACAGUCUGUCAGCCUCCGUGGAGACCUUCCGUGUUUUUGGCAUUGAUUUAAGCAAGUAUGAGAACAUCCUGUCGUGGUUGGAAAGAUGCAGCGACACGAUGCCUGGCUACAAGGAAAUAAACUUGAAGGGCUGUGAGGAACUCAAGAAUUUGUGCGCGAAGAAAAAGUAGCUCCUAAUUUUAGAAAGAAACACCGCAGAGAACUUGAGCGCAAAAUCUUGUGAAGCUCCACUAAAGAGUUCGAGGCUUCAUGAACCUCACUAGCUCCUGCAACAAGGAACUUUGAAUCUAUACCUAAAACCUAUAAGUACUUGUUUUCAACUUGCCUGCAACAAGGAAAUUUCCGUUGGAACAUAAAAUAUAUAUGCUAUGCUUCUUUUGUGAUCUUUUCAUGUUACAUUUAACCUCAGCUUGUCGCGCGUUACCCUAUAAUAAAUGACUUUUAAUUAGUUCUGUGAUUAUGAUUAUUAUUAAAGAGAGAAAUUAAUAAA